Sparassis crispa is the source of this 555-nucleotide messenger RNA. RefSeq lists its product as hypothetical. The transcript is spliced from 2 exons. The record is from RefSeq and is a predicted model, not a curated record. The coding region runs from base 1 to 555 and encodes 184 amino acids. NCBI's taxonomy places the organism in Eukaryota, Fungi, Basidiomycota, Agaricomycetes, Polyporales, Sparassidaceae.
AUGCUACGCAACCGCUAUGUGAAGCACGGACAUACGCGUCAUUCGGCUACCGUGUAUGCAGUGGUACCGCGCCACCCGAACUCAGCCGGACUCUUGCAGAACGUCCCAUCCCUCGCCCAUCCCUCGCUGGGAGAGAUGAUGGAGGAGGCUUCGCCCCGGAAGGUCGGGCGAGCAAGCACAUUCCACAACAUCCCGACUGGAGAGCCGAGCGAGGUGCUGGGCCGUCCUAACCCCCUCCUGCCUGCCUACGUGGAGUCUAGGCCCUUCGCUGCUACCUCGCAUCGUCGUCUAUUCCAUACUGUCAAUCCGACACGUUCCGAUUGCACCCUACGAGACGCAGCAUACUCUCACCAACGCGUGAUCGUCACUUACUUAUCACACAAAGCGCUACAGACAACAACAAACCGUGCAACACGGCCAGCAUGGCUGCACGAGAAUGCAAGAGUAAAGCCAGCUACCAAACAAACAAUCGUACUAGGAGAACAGGCAGCAAAUGAUAUCGAUCCCAAGAAAACGUUUUCACGCCAAGAAUAUGUCGCAAACCACUGCUUCUGA